CAGUCGCUGACUAAGUUGGCUAAAAUCACAUAAACUCACAUAAUUACUGAUCUGACUAUUUUACAAGAGAAAUGUGUUAAAAUUUUUGGUUUAUUUGUUGUACCAUAAGAACAUUGACAUUUGACAUUGUUUGUGUUGCACAGAAUCAAAAGACGAUGGAGAGCGAGAGAUUUGAUGCUGCAGGCGGCAAUCUGCAACAGAGUUCAUUGAAGCCGGACACGACGUUGCAGCUGGACAUUGAUGAUUGCAACAACAGCAACCAGAACAAUUUGGAUGAUACACCGCCCGCCAUGAUCAUUGUGGAGACUUGCAUUAAUUCGAUAACCGAUAGUCAUGUUGUGUCCACCACUAAGCAAACAGAGAGAGACAUUUGCUCGACAAUGGAGCAACCUGCUGAUCAGGCUAGUUGUUCCAUCACACUGGGACUAAAGCCCAAUGUACAGUUCAAUCUCUUGCCACAGAAUGUUGCAGUUAGCAGUGCGGAACAGCUGCUACUGUCCAGCACGGAGGCAGCUCUGGCGGCAGCCAACAUUUCCUGUGCCACCGACAUCUUUGACUGCCACUUGGAUCCGCCAAUUGCCAAGUUGCGACGCUGCGUCGAUGGCGCCACGCAGUGCAACAACCUCAAUCUCAAUCUGAAUCUCAGCCUGAAUGUGGAGUGCGAGGCAUCCCAGUCGAGUGACUCGAUGCCAUCGAUUGGUUCCCUCGUCUGUCGCAUCUGCCACAACGCGGAUAAUCCCGAACAGCUGGUGUCGCCGUGUUUGUGCAAAGGAUCCUUGACAUAUGUGCACGUGCAUUGCCUGGAGCGUUGGAUUAGCACCUCGCGUUGCACGAUCUGUGAACUGUGCCAGUUUCAUUACAACACGGAGCAGACGUUGCGUUACACGUGCCUGCAAUCAUUGCGCUUGUGGUAUUCCCGAGCAAUGAGUCGUCGGGCAUUGCAGGAGGAUUGCCAGAUGUUCUCGCUGCUGACACUGGUGGCAUUUGGCAUUAUUGGCACAUUGCUGGUGGGCAUUCAAUACUAUGCACUUCACACGCAAUCCUGGGGACUGAGCAAACUCUGGACCAAAUCCUGGAUGCUGUUCUUCCUGUUGAUGACGAUUACAGUCUAUUUUGCCAAUGUCUACAUGUUGAUCAAGUCACAGUUGACUCCCUGGUAUCGCUGGUGGCAAUCGGCGCGCGAUAUUAAACUGAUAUUGGAGAAUCGUCGACCUUUUCCGAAUCCCAACCGUGUACAGCCACAGAUCUUGGACACGACCUCGACGACAGCCUCCAUGUUCACUCAUCAUGAUCAGCUGGAGGUGCCAAGGCGUUCUCCGCAGCCAACUUAUGUGACGCCCUCCUCCAGUGCCACCUCAUUGCCACGAGAUGUGGCACAACCAGAGCUUGCGACCAGCCAAAAGCUGAACGUGUCCAAAAGCACUGAGUUGGGCAUUCAGCUGGCCCUGCUGGGUAAUAAUUCUAAUAGCAAUCCCAAGAGCAACGAUUGCAAUGACGGCAAUGUUGAGGAGCAAAAGAGAGAGGAGAAGGACAGUGGCAACUGAGAAAGAGACAGAAGACAAUGCCCAAUGGACUGGACAGUUUUGUAAUUAAGACUCAAGGGCAAGGCUCUUUCGCUCUUUUCAAUGUUGUUCUCUAUUCCAAGUGUCCUUUGUUUAAUAUUGUUUUCCCCCAAUGCUUUUAAUGAACUUGCUCCCAGUAAAAAAAAGAAAGAAUAUAUAUAUA
Messenger RNA from Drosophila innubila, 1725 nucleotides. RefSeq lists its product as uncharacterized. Gene Ontology annotation, biological process: protein ubiquitination. Gene Ontology annotation, molecular function: zinc ion binding; ubiquitin-protein transferase activity. The record is from RefSeq and is a predicted model, not a curated record. The coding region runs from base 156 to 1544 and encodes 462 amino acids. The transcript is spliced from 6 exons. Lineage: Eukaryota; Metazoa; Arthropoda; Insecta; Diptera; Drosophilidae.